AUGGUAACAAAGUUCUACCAACACACCCUUGCCCUGGCCUUUGCUGUGAAGGAGAUCAAUGAGGACCCCCAGAUCUUGCCUAAUGUUACCCUUGGGUUCCAUAUCUAUGACAGCUACUAUGAUGCUAGGAUGACCUAUCGGACCACCCUGGACUUACUUUUCAAGUCAACUUGCUUUCUCCCCAACUACAAAUGUGCCAAGCAGAAAAAACUGAUAGCCAUCAUUGGAGGACUUGGUUCUGAUAUCUCCUUCCACAUGGCAGAUAUCUUGGGUCUGUACAAGAUUCCACAGCUCACAUAUGGCACAUUAGUCCUUGGGAACACUGAUCACACUCUGGUCCCUUCAUUAUAUUCCAUGGUCCCAAAUGAAGCACAACAAUAUUUUGGGAUUCUUCAGUUGCUUCAGUAUUUUGGAUGGACAUGGAUAGGGCUCUUUGCUCAUGACAACAACAAUGGAGAAAAAUUUUUGGAGGCCCUGGAAGCUUUGCUUUUCCAGAAUGGAAUCUGUGCAGCUUACAGAUUAAGAAUUCCACAGCGAAUCCGUCUGGAUAACUUUGAAGAAAUGAUUGAUAUAGCAUCAUACAUUCAUGUACCUUUAACUGAUCACAGAGCCAAUAUAUUUAUCAUCUAUGGAGAAUCAGUGACAAUGGCACAGCUGAAAACCAUCCUAUUUGUACAAGACCCCAGAAAUAAAGAAACAGAUUCAAUCAGAAAGCUCCACCCAUAUCUUCAAAGGGUUUCCUUCAACAAUUCAGCUGGUGACACAGUGUCCUUCAAUGAGCAAAAGGAAAUGAGAGGUGGAUUUGACAUUGUGAACAUGGUCAGUUUUCCAAACAGGUCCUUUGAGAGAGUGAAAAUUGGAUGGAUAGACCCAUAUGCGCCCCAUGGAGAAGAAUUCACAAUUCAUGAGAAUCUGAUUAUGUGGCACAGAGUCUUCAAUCAGGUCCAUCCCCUUUCAGCAUGCAAUGAAAGGUGCCAUCCUGGAAAUCGAAAGGAAAAGAAGGAAGGAGAGAAAUUUUGCUGCUAUGAGUGUGUUCCCUGUCCCGAAUGGGAGAUUUCAAACAAGACAGAUAUGGAAAAUUGUUUCAACUGUCCAGAAGAUCAAUACCCAACCAAAGAAAAAGAUGACUGCAUCCACAAACUUGUAAUGUAUCUUUCUUACAAGGAACCUCUAGGGUUUAUUUUGACCUCCAUUUCUGUUUCAUUGUCUUUGAUCACUGCUCUCAUAUUAGGAGUAUUUCUUAAGCACAGAGAUACCCCUCUGGUCAAAGCCAACAACCGGGACCUCACCUACACUCUCCUUAUCUGCCUCCUCUUCUGCUUCCUGUGUCCUCUCCUGUUCCUUGGUCAACCCAACAAAGUGACCUGCCUACUCCGACAACCAAUGUUUGGCAUCAUCUUCUCCAUGGCUGUUUCUUGCAUCUUGGCCAAAACCCUCACUGUGGUGGUAGCUUUCAUGGCUACCAGGCCAGGCUCCAAUGUGAAGAAGUGGGUGGGGAAAAGGAUGGCAACCUCCAUUGUUAUUUUCUGCUCUCUCAUUCAAGUAGGCCUUUGUACCAUCUGGCUUGCAUCUUUGCCCCCAUUCCCACAGUUGGACAUGCAUUCCACAAAUGAAGCCAUCAUCAAGGAAUGUAAUGAAGGUUCUCCAGCCCUGUUAACUUGUGAUGGCUACAUGGGCCUGCUGGCCCUUGCCAGCUUCUCUGUGGCCUUCUGUGCUCGCAGAUUACCAGACAGCUUUAAUGAAGCCAAAUUCAUUACCUUUAGCAUGCUGGUAUUCUGCAGUGUUUGGGUGCUGUUUGUUCCAACUUACCUGAGCUCAAGAGGAAAAGCCCUGGUGGCUGUGGAGAUCUUCUCCAUUAUAGCUUCCAGUGCUGGAUUACUGGGAUGUAUCUUUUUCCCUAAAUGCUACAUCAUUAUCUUGAGACCUGAGCUGAAUAUCAAGAAGCACCUAAUAAGAAGAAAGAAUUAA
This is a messenger RNA of Candoia aspera, 1968 nucleotides long. RefSeq names its product vomeronasal type-2 receptor 26-like. Gene Ontology annotation, biological process: G protein-coupled receptor signaling pathway. NCBI's taxonomy places the organism in Eukaryota, Metazoa, Chordata, Lepidosauria, Squamata, Candoiidae. Gene Ontology annotation, cellular component: plasma membrane. The record is from RefSeq and is a predicted model, not a curated record. Gene Ontology annotation, molecular function: G protein-coupled receptor activity.